AUGGUUAUGGCCUCGGCUACGCUCCAGUUAUGCACAUCGUCGCCCACGCUACCCCAUGCUGCUCCUGCCAUCGCCACUUAUGCCGCCGCGCCAGCUGUGACCCGUGUUGCCGCUAUCAACGCUGCCCCAGCUGUAGUCAUGGUUGCCCAUGCUCUUGUCCCCACCUGCGCUGCUGUUGCUCCAGCUGUCAACAAGGUUGCGGCCAUCUACGCUGCUGUUGCUCCAGCCGUCACCAAUGUUGCAUCCACCUACCACGCCCCAGCCAUCGCUACCUAUGCCGCUGUCCCAGCUGUCGCCAAUGUGGCCCAGCCCCCAUUGCCACCGCUGUUGCCCCUCCAGCAUAGGCGUAUCAGCCCAGAAGGGGGGAGGGGCUCAAGCCCCCCUUUCAGAAAAGUUGGGGGGCUGCCCCCCUUUCGACUGCUAGUGGUCACAAUCCGCGCCUGCAUCCUCUUGGCUCUUGCAACCAGCGCAUUCGCUGACUACGCCGGCUACGCCGGCUACAGCCCCGGAUACGGCUACGGUCCUGGCUAUACGGGCUAUGGUCAUGGCUAUCGCCCCGGUUAUGGUCUAGGCCACGUUGGAUAUGCUCCAGCUGUGCACACUUUCACUCACGCUGCUCCAGCUGUAGGAACCGUUGACGACGCUACAGUCGCCUCUUACACUGCUGGUCGAGUUGUUGCCGCUGCUCCAUCUGUGACCAGGGAUGCCGCUACUUACACUGCUGCCCCAGUUGCUGAUGCUGCUCCAGCCGUUAGCAGGGUUGCUAGCGAGUACCACGCCCCAGGCGUUGCCACCUAUGCUGCUCCACCUGUCGCCACCGACGCUGCCCCAGCCGUGACCAAGGUUUCUUCCACCUACCAUGGCCUAGCUGUCGCCACUGGGGCUCACGCUCCAGUGGCCACCUACGCUUCUGUCCCAGUCACCACCUACGCCGCUGCUCCAGCCGUUGCCCCUUACGCUGCUGCCCCUGUCGUGACGAAGGAUGCUACCACCCACCCCGCCCCAGCUGACGCCACUGUAGCUCACGUUCCGGUUCCAUCCUACGCUGCUGCUCCAGCUGUUGCCACCGUGGCCCACGCCCCUGUCGCCACCUAUGCUGCGACCCCUGCUGUUUCCACCACUCCCGUCCAGCACGCCCCAACUGUCGCCACCGAGUCUCACGCUGCUCCAGCUGUUGCGACCAUUGCCGACGCUCCAUUCGCCUCUUACUCUGCUGGUAGAGUUGUGGCCGCUGCUCCAUCUGUGACCAGAGAUGCCGCCUCCUACGCUGCCGCCCCAGUUAUUGAUGCUGCUCCAGCCGUCAACACGGUUGCUACCGCUUAUCACGACCCAGCCGUUGCCACCUAUGCUGCUCCAGCCGUGACAAAGUUUGCUACUACCUAUCAUGCCCCAGGUGUCGGCAACGUGGGUCACGUUCCAGUUGCAACCUACGCUUCUGCCCCAGUCGCCCCCUACGCCGCUGCUCCAGGCAUUGCCACCUACGCCGCUGCCCCAGCCGCGACGAAGGAUGCUACCACCUAUCAUGCCCCAGCUGUCGCCACCGCGCCUCACGCUCCAGUUUCCUCCUACGCGUCUGCCCCCGUCACCACCUACACCACUUCUCCAGCCGUUGCCACCUACGCUGCUGCCCCAGCUGCUCCGAAAGCAGCUACCACCUACCACGCCCCAGCUGCUGCCACUGUGGCUCGCACUCCGGUUCCCGCCUACGCUGCUGCCCCAACUGUUGCCACCGGUGACCAGGCACCUGUCGCCACCUAUGCUACGGCUCCUGCUGUUUCCUCCUCCGCCGUCCACCACGCCCCAGCUGUUGCAAACGUCGCACACGCUGCCCCAGCUGACGCUGCUUAUCACGCCACCCCAGUCUACAACUACGGUAUUGGCACCCUCGGCUACGGCGUUGGCCACUAUGGUUACGGCCACGGUCUCCUCGGCUACGGUCUGAAUUACAGCUAUGGUCUCGGCUCUCCCUUCUACUACGGUGCCCUGCUAUUCAAGAAGAAAUCAUUCACUGAGGGCAUAGUGUCAUCAAAGAUUUUCGGUAUAAAAGGCCCGACCGACCCCAUCUCACUCAGCAGUUGGCUCAACAGCAGCUCGAAAGUCACCAUGAUCCGUGCUUGCCUCCUCGUGGUUCUUGCCAGCAGUGCCUUCGCUGGUCACACUGGCUACGGCCUCAGCUACGGUCUUGGCUAUGGUGGUCCUGGAUACGGCUAUGGAUUUGGCUACGUUCCAGCUGUCACUGGCACUCACAAUAGUCCAACCGUUACAACCGUAGCUCACACUGCCCCAGCUGUCGCCACCGUUGCCCACACUCCAGUCGCCACUUACGCUGCUACCCCAGCUGUGACCAGGGUUGACACCGUGGCUCACGCUCCUAUGGCCACCUACUCUGCUGCCCCAGUCGCUACCUACGCCACUGCUCCCGCUGUAACGAGAGUUGACACUGUCGCUCACGCUCCAGUGGCCACCUAUGCCACUGCCCCAGUCGCUACGUACGCCGCUUCUCCAGCGGUGACCAAGGUUGCCACUGUGGCUCACGCUCCAGUGGCCACCUACGCUGCUGCUCCCGCUGUGGUCAAGGUUGCCAAUGUGGCUCACGCUUCAGUGGCCAAAUACGCUGCUGCCCCAGUCACUACCUACGCUGCUGCUCCUGUUGUGACGAAGGUUGCCACCGUGGCUCAUGCUCCAGUGGCCACCUACGCUGCUGCCCCAGUGGCUACCUAUGCCACCGUUCCCGCUGUGACGAAGGUUGACACCGUGGCUCACGCUCCAGUGGCCACCUAUGCUGCUGCCCCAGUGGCUACCUACGCCGCUACUCCAGCUGUGACCAAGGUUGCCACCGUGGCUCACGCUCCAGUGACCACCUAUGCUGCUGCCCCAGUCGCUACUUAUUCCGCUGCUCCAGCUGUGACCAAGGUUGACACCGUGGCUCACGCUCCAGUGGCUACUUAUGCUGCCCCAGUCGCUACCUACGCCGUUGCUCCAGCUGUCACCAAGGUUGACACAGUGGCUCACGCUCCAGUGGCCACCUACGCCACUGCCCCAGCUGUGACCAAGGUUGACACCGUUGCUCACGCACCAGUAGCCACGUACGCUGCUGCCCCAGUCAAUACCUAUGGCGCUGCUCCAGCUGUGACCAAGGUGGACACCGUGGCUCAUGCUCCAGUGUCCACGUACACAGCUGCCCCCGUCGCAACCUACGCCGCUGUUCCUGCUGUGACCAAAACCGCAACCGUGGCUCACGCUCCAGUCACCACCUACGCUGCUGCCCCAGCUUUUGCCACUGUGGCCCGUGUCCCAGUCGACACCGCUGUUGCCACUCCAGUUGCCACCUACGCCACUGCCCCAGCUGUCACGGCCUACCAUGCCAGCCCAGUGUACGGCUAUGAUGUUGGCACGCUCGGCUAUGGCACUGGCAACUACGCCUACGGCCAUGGCCUACUCAGCUAUGGCCUGAACUACGGCUACGGUCUCGGCUCUCCGUUUCAUUACACUCUUCUUCUCCGCAAGAAGAAGUCCGCGGCCACGUCUGUGUAUAGCAGCGAGCAGCCGGCCUUCCUCUGUGGUGCGACACCUAGCCGGCCGUUGAGGGUUGUGACGUCACGUGCAAAGGAGCAUGCGCGGCUUUACAAACACGUAGGUGGGCUCAGCACAGAUGCAGAUGUCGUCUGCAUAGAUCGAGAUAUGUAUGGAGCGCGGCAGGAUGUCAACGAUGCCAAUGAGCACAAGGUUGAAAAGUAUGGGGCUUAG
Rhipicephalus microplus (southern cattle tick) is the source of this 3747-nucleotide messenger RNA. RefSeq lists its product as uncharacterized. Lineage: Eukaryota; Metazoa; Arthropoda; Arachnida; Ixodida; Ixodidae. The record is from RefSeq and is a predicted model, not a curated record.